AUGUACAGCAAUAUGCAGGUAUGCAUUGUGACCAACUCAACUAGUAGCAUCAAUUAUCCAAAUUUACGCAAAUAUACUCAAAAGAAAACUAAUAGAGCACAAUCGCCAACAAAUUUAAAACAGGGAUCCACGCAUUUGAGACAAAUUGUUUUAGAAGUGAUGAAAAGUGUAAAAAUUGCAUUGCAUUACACCAAUGCGGUAGAUCGGAAUCAUGGUGUUGGUCAUUUUGACUGCCAUUGGGAUUGUUUAUAUCGUGAACCUCAACACAUUAGCACUCCAUAUAAAGUGAUGAGUAAAUUGCUGCAUUUUUUGUCAUUUGUUCCGAUUCCUCUCUUUUUGCAUCAUAUUUAG
Molecule: messenger RNA, 351 nt
Organism: Echinococcus granulosus
Lineage: Eukaryota; Metazoa; Platyhelminthes; Cestoda; Cyclophyllidea; Taeniidae
Exons: 3
Coding region: 1-351 (116 amino acids)
Source: RefSeq, a predicted model, not a curated record